ACCCAAUGAGGAUGAGGAGAGCUUUUAUUUCCCUCUAUAUAUCUGCAGACAGAUUUAGAUUGGGCAUCUGUCUGUUUCUUUAAGCGUCUCUCCUGCUAACACUCCACAGUUAGAAGACACGCAACUUAUGAAGAGAAAUGCACUGGCAUAGAAAGAGCUGGACUUGGUCCAUUACAUUGUGUACACUUGCUAUCUGCUUGGUCCUCAGUGGUGCUCAGCAUGAAUCGGGCUACUGUGCAUUUUAUGAUGAAUGUGGCCUAAACCCUGAUGUGGAUGAGGCCCUCAUUCCCCCGAAGGUGCCAUGUAAGGACUACAGAAAAGCAGUGAGUGUGACGGGAGACCAUUACAAGCUUUUGGAGGACGUGUGUCCGACGUUGGCCAAGGGUGAUGGUCAGACCCACGCCUGCUGCUCUGUAAAACAGCUCUACAGUCUGAGGACCAGCCUGACGCUGUCCAAAGCCGUGCUGAUCCGCUGCCCGUCUUGCGUUGACAACUUUGUACACAUUCACUGUAUUACCACCUGCAGUCCCAAUCAAAGCCAGAUAUUAAAAAUCACCAAAACAGCCAACAUCACCCAACCCCUGGGCAAUGUAAAGGAAGCAGUGACUGGUUACGAGACUUAUGUUUCGACCAGCUUCUCGGAUGCAGCUUUUAGGUCCUGCCAAAACGUACGAAUCCCAUCCACGGGAGAGUUUGCCAUCGGCACUAUGUGCGGCAAGUACGGCUCGACACUGUGCACACCGCAACGCUGGUAUGACUACCAAGGCGACUCUAGCAACGGACUGGCACCCUUAGAUAUAAAUUUUAAGCUCUUACCAGAAGGUCAAACAGCUGGGAUUCCACCAGGAGCUGUGCUGUUUUCAGAAAAAGCAUUGAAUUGUAAUGAGCCCACACCCACAGGUUGGGAAGCUUGCUUGUGCCAGGACUGCGUGGAGUCAUGUCCGGCCGUACCACAGCCAGGCCAGAAAACCAAUGUAAUACAAAAAAUUUAACUUUUCCUUCCUUUACCAGUUUAUCUCUGAUUCCCUCCCUCAUGCAUGCCUAAAAACAUAUCU
This is a messenger RNA of Misgurnus anguillicaudatus (oriental weatherfish), 1055 nucleotides long. RefSeq names its product NPC1-like intracellular cholesterol transporter 1. NCBI's taxonomy places the organism in Eukaryota, Metazoa, Chordata, Actinopteri, Cypriniformes, Cobitidae. Gene Ontology annotation, biological process: intestinal cholesterol absorption; cholesterol homeostasis; sterol transport. The record is from RefSeq and is a predicted model, not a curated record. Gene Ontology annotation, cellular component: plasma membrane. Gene Ontology annotation, molecular function: cholesterol binding.